AGCGUGUCCCUAAUGAAACUACCGUAUGUGCUUGCGUAGUAGUGGUGUGUCAGGAUUAUUAAAAAAAAUCUAGAUUACAACUACAAUUCCAAUAAAUGUAUGCAAUUACUGAAUUAUCUCCGCAAUUAUAUCAUAUCCCUUCACUCAAGAAAUUCUUAAUUUGGUAUCAACUUCCACGUUCUAUAUCGCAACCAAAUUGUAACCUCUACUACACCACGAAUGUUGGUUUCAUGUGAUUGAUUAGUUAAAUCAUAAAUCUAAGUAUGUUGUCAGGAGUUAAACACAUUAUUUUAGUUCUCUCCGGUAAAGGAGGUGUUGGGAAAUCAACUGUUAGUGUUCUGUUGGCAAUAGCGUUAAAAGAAUGUGGUUAUAAGGUUGGUUUAUUAGACGUUGAUUUAUGCGGUCCAAGUAUACCGUAUCUCCUUAAUCUACAAGAAAAGGAUGUGCAUCAGUGCCCUCAAGGAUGGGUCCCUGUAUAUUCUGACCAAGAUCAGAAUCUUGCAGUAAUGUCUAUAGGAUUCCUACUGAAAAGCAAGAAUGAUGCUGUUGUUUGGCGUGGACCAAAGAAACAUGCAAUGAUCAAGCAAUUCUUAACAGAUGUGUACUGGCAGGACAUAGAUUAUCUGAUUAUAGACACACCACCUGGAACAUCAGAUGAGCACAUAACUGUCAUGGAAAACGUCAGAAGUCUGAACUGUGAUGGAGCCAUUUUGGUAACAACACCGCAGGCAGUUGCCAUUGAAGAUGUAAGAAAGGAGCUGACUUUCUGUCGUAAGACAGGAAUUCCUGUACUUGGGGUGAUUGAAAACAUGAGUGGAUUUGUCUGCCCUACAUGCAGUGAAUGCACCAACAUCUUCUCUAGUGGAGGUGGACAGUCUCUGGCAAAUAUAGCUGAUAUUCCAUUUCUGGGAUGUGUGCCAAUUGAUCCACGAGUGGGGCAAAGUGUUGAGAAGGAACAAAGCUGUGUGGCAAAAAUUCCAGACUCUCCUGUCACUGCAGUGUUUAAGGACAUGGUGAAAAUUCUCACAAAACCCAUAGCUGGUGCAGAAGAUGGCACAGCAGAAACAUAAAGGCAAUGACUUUCAGAAGAUGUACAUAUGUGUUGUUUAUUAGAGUUUCAGAAAAAGCAGCUUGAAUAUUCAAGUCACCUGCAUAACAAGUAAAAGGCCAGCAAAGAAUCUAUGAAUAUUUGCAGUACAUAUCUCAGAAAAAUUUAAUGAAAAAUCUCACAAUAAAUCUAGUCACUUAUGAAAAGCUAGAACUUCAUGUGUUUGAAUACAGCUCAGAUUAAUACAAGAUGCAGAGUUAUACAAGUAACUUUUGAGUUACAUCAAAAUCUAUGCAGGGGUUUGGAAUUACGGCUCCUAAUAAGUGUCAGACAGACAUGACUUACACAUAAAACAUCUUUUUAAGAUUUAGGGCACCAUUUCAUAUUUAUGAUUACAAUAAAAAUGAAAAUGAAUGGUAA
Molecule: messenger RNA, 1468 nt
Organism: Zootermopsis nevadensis
Lineage: Eukaryota; Metazoa; Arthropoda; Insecta; Blattodea; Termopsidae
Gene: Nubp2
Product: NUBP iron-sulfur cluster assembly factor 2
Biological process (GO): iron-sulfur cluster assembly
Cellular component (GO): cytosol
Molecular function (GO): ATP-dependent FeS chaperone activity; ATP binding; 4 iron, 4 sulfur cluster binding
Source: RefSeq, a predicted model, not a curated record